Messenger RNA from Ceraceosorus bombacis, 3109 nucleotides. The record is from the annotation of a GenBank genome assembly. Lineage: Eukaryota; Fungi; Basidiomycota; Exobasidiomycetes; Ceraceosorales; Ceraceosoraceae.
AUGCCCGUCUCGGACGACGGCAGCAGCCGCCCAAGCAGCGCAUUGGGUGGAGCUGGAGGGUCGCUUGGCCAAGCAGUUGCGGAGGCGUCCACCCCAGAGACGCCUAUUCCACUAUUGGACGACUUUCCUCCGACAGGCACACCCGACCACACCAAACUUGGCGGAUGGGAUCUGUGGAAAUCGAUGGGAUCGCCAAAGAGAGUGGUAGCGCCCAUGGUCGACCAGUCCGAACUCGCUUGGCGCGUCCUUUCCAGGCGGCACGGUUCUGAUUUGGUGUACACGCCCAUGAUCAACGCGCGAUCUUGGGUCGAUGCUGCCCGAGCUUCAGCGGCAAAAAGCUACAAGGAGGCCAACUUCAACAGGCUGCUGGGAGAGGAGGGCUCGAAUGCGGUGAAGAGCACAGCAGCGGAAGUCAAAGUCGACACUGACAGACCUCUGAUCGUACAGGUGAGCGUGGCGUCCAAUCUGGUUGCCACCAUCGCAGGAAACUGACACUUCACGUACCGCCUGCGUUCCAGUUCUGCGCAAACGACGCUGAUGCGUUAUUGAGCGCUGCAAAGGACGUCGAGGCGCACUGCGAUGCUGUGGAUCUCAAUCUGGGCUGCCCUCAGGGCAUUGCUCGGAAGGGACACUAUGGCGCCUUUUUGCAAGAAGACUGGCCACUCAUCUUCAGACUCAUCAACAAUCUCCACCUCCGCUUGCGCGUAGCAGUCACUGCCAAGAUGCGAGUGUAUCCCAAUGUUGAAAGGACCAUCGCAUAUGCCAGAAUGCUGGAGAGAGCGGGCGCGCAAAUCAUUACCGUGCACGGCCGAACUAGAGAUAUGAAGGGACAAAAGACUGGCCUCGCCGAUUGGAACAAAAUUCGUGCGGUCAAGGAGGCUGUCGGUGUACCAGUCAUUGCCAACGGAAAUGUGCUGUUCCCUGCGGAUGUCGAGGAAGCGCUGCGAGUGACGGGCGCAGACGCCGUCAUGUCCGCGGAGGGCAACCUGUACACGCCGACCAUCUUUGCCGACGCGCCCAGCUCUCCCUCGGCUCUGUAUCCUCUUGCACCUAGACUGCCAUUUCCCGACAUCAUAGUAUUGGCACGAGAGUAUCUGGACAUCGUAGCAACACUCAAAACCCCAACUGCAGUCUCUGCCAUUCGGUCACACCUCUUUCGACUGUGUCGCCCAGCCUUGGAAGUGCAUCGCGACAUGCGAGCGGAUCUUGGGCGAUCUCGGCCGAGCGGUAAAGAUCACAAAGCGACUGGCGAGGCGAGAGUGGACGGAUUCCGCGCCUUUGUGGAUGCCUUAGAAGAAAGACUCUCGGUGAGUGUGCUGCGUUCGUGCCCGACCAGAAACCUGCGUGCCUGACACCUAACAAUCACACUUGCAGCCCGACCGGACGAAUCCGAAAUAUCUGGAAGCGCCGGCGAUACCCCGAUACGGCUCGACGCCGUUGAGGCCAGAGGGAGCGUCAGCACUGGCUGAGGGAACAACGGACGAAGCUCGACCGACAUACGUUCCUCAUUGGCUGGCGCAACCAUACUUUCGGCCCGAAAAUCCUAUAGCCGAAGAGCUGACACCGGAACAGAAAGCAGCAAAUGCAGCAGCAAGAGCCGUGCGGAAGGCGGAGGCAAUGGCCAAGGAUGCUAAGAGGCUUGGCAGGUCGCAUGAGGGCAGUGCAGCCGCAUCAACCUCGUCGGUGGCAACCGCCGACAGCGCUGCGACACAGGAUAGGCCGGUAAAGACGAGAGACAUUCAAGCUGCGGGAGAGGCUGCUGCCGGUGGCUCUUCUGGGAUCAUCGGAAGCGUCAUGGAUUCUAUGCAUGGCAUACGCGAGGGACCAUCAUCAAAACGAGCAGGCGAGGCGGAAGGCGGAGUGCUGGCUGCCGGCGAAGAUGGUGCUCCUCUCUCCAAAAAGCUCCGUGUGGGUUGACUUGGCUGUCUACAAGUCCGUGCUUCUAUCUGGGCGGUGCCAAAUCCAGGACCUUUCCCAUGCAUUGUAUCCUACCGAUCAUCCUAGACUCGCUGCUGAGCGCAACACGCAAUCUGACAUUUUGUUCUGCUUUCGCGCUUGCCUCGAAAUCGCUCCGCAGGCUGCACUCGAACAGGCUUCGACACUCAAGGCGCAAGCUAAUGACAGCUUCGCAAAAGCGAGAUACGAUGAAGCCGCUGGCCUUUACAAUGAUGCCUUGAUUACUUUGCCAGUCCGACCCGAGCCCGAACCUGCAUCGGACGAGGAAAGCGGGUCAGAUCAAGUCGACGAUUCAAUUGGACCGGCGUCUGGAACAUCACAUCGGCACACUCCUGCUCAACACGUAUCAAGCUCAGGCUCAGGAAGCAAGGGCAAGGGCAAUGCCGAGAAUAGUCGAUUCGUAGAGCUCCGGGAAGAUGAGGAUCCAGAAGAAGCACUCUUGAUGCACGAGUGCGCUAAAACCCGGGCGGUCAUCUACGCGAAUCUCGCCGCGUGUCAUCUGAAGCUGGAAGACAAUGCUGGCGCUGUGAAGGCAUGCAACGAAGGUGAGCGGCCGCUUCGCUGCCAAGUGCAUGCGGGAGGUCGAGCGCUCAUGUGUCCCUCUUUUCAAAGGACAGCUUUGCUCGACGAUCCCGCGUACAUCAAGGCCCUCCAUCGACGUGCUCAGGCAAAUGAAACCAUCGGCAACUGGUCUUCCCUCAGCUCUGCUUUGGAUGGUGAGAGACCUACAGCUCGCUUAAGUUGCGCGUACACGCAAGACAAGCCCGCUGAAGCUGAGAGCGGACUCGUCAAUAUGCCAGAUUACAAGACUCUUUCGCAGAUGCGCGAGACGCCCGCUUCUUUGCGCGCGACGCUGCGCACAAAGCUGCAAACGCUUCCGCCGCGAAUUGAGGAAGUGGGCAAGAAGGAAAAGGAGGAGAUGAUGCGAAAGCUAAAGGGUGUAGGUGAUAGCGUGCUCGGUAAGUCGCUCCUCGGAAAAGAGUUGCAAAGCUUCAGACGCCGCAAGCUUGCACAGACUUACGCUUCUCCAACAUCCUCAUGCGGUCUCCCGCCAGGCUGGUUUGGGCUUUCGACGGACAAUUUCAAAAUCACGCAACAAGAGGGCGGUGGAUCUAGUAUACAGUUCGUGCCUAAUCAAGGCACUAAGAAAUGA